UUUUACGAUCUGCUUUUAGAAACCAACAGCACAACGGUUUGAUGAGGGCUAAAAUUAGGCAUUUGAAAACGACUUUUUUAUCUGCGCUCAAGUGGAAAGGCCACACUGGUGCAGACUUACUUGAAAGUGGUGAUCCUCAUAGUGUGGAAGAAUACAUAAAAAUAAUAUGUCCUUUUUAUGAAGACAUUCACGUGAUAUUUGGACGUCGCAUAAAUGUUCAGCCACCAGCGAUUUAUCAAUCAACAGAGUUGGUGUCAGCGUUGGACGAUACAUAUAUAGAAUAUAUUACCCCAGAGAUAGACCCCGAAACAAGUUCUUCGAGUCCGUCCGUUAUUAUGUAUCCGUCUGCAGAUGAAGUAGUUAGUCCGUCCGCUAAUUUUGCACGCACAUCUACACCAAGAAGAAAUAUGAAAAGAUCUCAUAGCAAUUCAAAUCCAUUUUCAUUACUUUUCGAAAUCCAAAAUAAGAAGUUGGAACUAGAAACGAAAAAAUUGGAAUUUGAAAAAGAGAGAGAGGAAAACAAUUUUCAAAUGCAAAAAUUACGGUUGGAGAAAGAAAUGGAAGUAGAAAUGGAAAAAGUCAGAUUGGAACGCAAACGAUUGAAAAGCUUAAACAGCUCAUAA
Molecule: messenger RNA, 623 nt
Organism: Bactrocera dorsalis (oriental fruit fly)
Lineage: Eukaryota; Metazoa; Arthropoda; Insecta; Diptera; Tephritidae
Exons: 1
Coding region: 42-623 (193 amino acids)
Source: RefSeq, a predicted model, not a curated record